Messenger RNA from Camellia sinensis, 2386 nucleotides. NCBI's taxonomy places the organism in Eukaryota, Viridiplantae, Streptophyta, Magnoliopsida, Ericales, Theaceae. The record is from RefSeq and is a predicted model, not a curated record.
CCUACAUACAUGGAAAGUGCAUAGGGAGACGUAAACGUCAUAAUCCAGGUCGAACAGAGAGAGAGGAGAGAGAGAGAGAGGAGAGAGAUAGUGGUGGUUUUAAUUUCUUUUUCCUCAAAAUUCAAAAUCCUAGAUUUCACAUCUCAAUUUAUUACUCUCCCACUAAUGAUAUACUAAUAAUCCCUAUACUCAACCUCAUACCCUCGUUUCCUCUCCAAUUUCCCUAGAAAAUUCGUUUAAUUUUCUCGGUUCUAGGGUUUGGAGGUACUUCACAGUGAAAAAAAUUCCCUUUUUUUUAAACUCUCGAAUUUUCAUUUGCCUUUUUUUCGAGUCGAGGAAAAUGAGUAGUAGAAAGGAAGAAGAGCGGAACGAGAAGAUAAUAAGGGGUCUCAUGAAGCUUCCCCCCAAUCGCAGAUGCAUCAAUUGCAACAGCUUGGGACCUCAGUAUGUUUGUACGAACUUUUGGACAUUUGUUUGUAUCACAUGCAGUGGGAUACAUCGUGAGUUUACUCAUCGUGUGAAGUCUGUAUCCAUGGCUAAGUUCACUAUCCAGGAAGUUGAGGCUCUUCAGAAAGGUGGUAAUCAGCGUGCUAGGGAAACUUUUUUGACAGAUUGGGACCCACAGAGGCAGAGACUGCCUGAUAGCAGCAAUGCUGAUAAAGUUCGGGAGUUUAUAAAGAAUGUUUAUGUGGAUAGGAGAUACGUUGGGGGAAAAAACUCUGAUAGGCCUCCAAGAGAUAUGCAGAACCCUAGGCACCAUGAAGAUGAGACGAGACGAGCUAGUUCAUAUCACUCUUAUUCUCAAAGUCCACCAUAUGACUAUCAAUAUGAAGAACGUCGUUAUGGAAAACCAGCCCCUGUACUUACUAGGAAGCCUGGAUCAGAUCGGGGCCUUUAUGAAGGGAGAAUCUCUAGUUUCUUCAGUCCUAGUCGUUUUAGUGACCAAACGAAUGAGGACAGGUUUGCAAAUGAGGGAUCAAAUCCCAGAGCUUCAGACUAUUCCGUGUCUAGUGCCGGUGAUCCAUUCAAGUCAGAUACCCAGUCACCAAAUUUUCAAAGAGACAUUAUCAGUCCUCCUUAUCAAACUUCAAGGGAUAUCUUAAAUGAACACAUUCAACGUCAAACAAUGAGUACAUUCUCAGAGUCAAACACCAAGACAGAUGCAGACAGGGUUCACUGUCCACAGAGAACUGCAUCUUCAGGCAGCUUUGGAUCAUUUGACAGCAAUUCCAUGUCUCUCAAGUCAGUUAAUUCAGUUAGUUUAGUGGAUAUUGCCUCAGAAUCUGAGCAAUCUGGGACCAACCAGGAUAAACAGUAUGCUGAUCCCCCUCUACAACAAUCAUCAGUGUCUGGAAAUUUUGGUGGCUUGGACCUGUUUAAUGCACCAUUUGCGCCACAAAUUGUUCCUUCAGCUUCGGCCAUUGAUUUGUUUCAGUUUCCAGCGACACAGUCAACUCCUCCAGUAGAUUUGUUUCAGCCAUCUUCUAUUGCUUCAGUUCCAACUUUGCAUGCUCAUCAACCGUCCCAAACAAAUCCCUCAUCUUUAGAUCUAUUCGCUGAUAUGCCUCAUCAGCAGCCAGCAGCAACCUUGGAUAAAAAAUCACCAGAUGAGGUUGUCCUGAAGAAUGAAGGAUGGGCCACGUUUGAUUUGCCUCAACACAUGGCAUCUACUCAGGGCAUUGGAAAUUCUACAACUGCAGUAGUACCUCCUACCGAUGGAGGUUCUUUGGGAAUGUUUGACCCACAUUUACUGCCAUUUACAAGCGUGCAGUGGCCAGCAUUUGAAGAUAGUAAUGCUCAUGUGCCUUCAUCAAUGCCCACUCUAUGGCAUGAGACCCCGGAUAAUGUUCAAUCUGCCAAUAAUGCAACGAGAACUCAAGCAUGGAAUGCUUUUGAAGAUCCCACUGGAGUCAUACCUCACGGGAGCAUUCAACAAAGUAGUGAAGAAAUUGCUGUGCAUGCACCUUCUACAACUGUGAAUCAGUAUUUGGGUGUAAGAGUCUCAGAGGACUUUGGGGAUGGACUUCAAAGAGCUGCCUUGGAUAAUGGACCUCUUAAUCCCAAUGUACCAUUACAUGUUAAUGGAUCAUCAUAUGCUUCAUCUUCAAUUCCUUCUAUGGUAGGAGCACAGUCCCAUGCAACAGAUGGCAAAUCUAUCAACCCAUUUGAUCAUCCCUAUGAUUCUGAUUUUGAAUCCAGCAGUAUGUUCUUGGACAUGAGUUCUUUGCAAGCUGCCCUGCCAAGUGAUCAAAUUCCAAAUACCUUCCUUGAUGGUGUAACUCAGCCAUGGUUUCCUCCGAAUCCGGUUCCGUCUUAUAUUCCAGCUGCACAGCAAGGUGCCUUGGGAUUCAUGGGAGGACCAGCGCCAGGCACUCAAAUGCCCUGA